Molecule: messenger RNA, 399 nt
Organism: Rotaria sp. Silwood1
Lineage: Eukaryota; Metazoa; Rotifera; Eurotatoria; Philodinida; Philodinidae
Source: the annotation of a GenBank genome assembly
AUGUUGGUUGCCAUUCUCUGGUUGUCACUGUUUUCAUUACCAACUAUUGUUGGCCGAGAAUAUCAAACAUUUCCACUGCGUCUGGAUGCCAUAAUUAAUGAACUUCAUCGUCAGAAACAAACAUUGCUCAAUACUGAUGAUCUAUCCUAUGCUGGUACGAUCGAUGAAUUAUAUGUUCAACUUUUAUCAACUAACAAUCGAACAACUGCCUGUGAAAAAGAUAUUGAAAUAUUGGUCAAAGCAGUACUCCGUCGUGAUAUGUGGGCUCUCAAAGUCAUUGAUUCUUGGGGUAAACCUCUUCCAUCUGGUAUACUCAAACGAAAUCUCUUUUGGGUGGGUAACUACGAUGAAUGUGUUCAACAAAUAUAUUUACCUGACAACAAAUCAUUCGUACAAUAA